This is a messenger RNA of Danio aesculapii, 4453 nucleotides long. It is a transcript of the gene cpe, whose product is annotated as carboxypeptidase E. The record is from RefSeq and is a predicted model, not a curated record. Gene Ontology annotation, molecular function: zinc ion binding; metallocarboxypeptidase activity. Gene Ontology annotation, biological process: proteolysis. The transcript is spliced from 9 exons. The coding region runs from base 231 to 1595 and encodes 454 amino acids. NCBI's taxonomy places the organism in Eukaryota, Metazoa, Chordata, Actinopteri, Cypriniformes, Danionidae.
CAUGCAGGGCGCGCGCGUUCGCUUGUGUAAUUUGAGCACUAUCUCUUACGCGCGCCCCCGCAGCUAAACAGGUAGUCAGGACUCGCGCACACGCACGCAUCACGUCAAGACACAGGAAAAAACGAGAGAGAAAGAAGCGGACAGCGCAGAGAACAGGACGGACAUCAGUGCCAAGAGACACAGAAAAGAAAUACGCGACAGGCAGAUAAGCGCCGAGUGUCUAGAGAGCUAUGAGGGCGGCGGUGUUUUGCGGGGCUGUGUUGAUGCUGGCACUGGCCUCGGUUAGGGAGGCUGCGGGAGAAAACGGAAUUUCCUUUGAGUACCACCGCUAUGAGGAGAUGCGCAAAUCUUUGGUGGCCGUGUGGCUGCAGUGUCCAUCCAUCACCCGCAUCUACACUGUAGGAGAGAGCUUUGAGGGUCGCGAGCUGCUCGUGCUGGAGAUGAGCGACAAUCCCGGGAUACACGAGCCUGGUGAGCCAGAGUUUAAGUACAUUGGAAACAUGCACGGGAAUGAGGCAGUGGGCAGAGAACUGCUCAUCUAUCUGGCUCAAUAUCUCUGUAAUGAAUAUCAGGAGGGCAACGAUACCAUUAUUGACCUCGUCCACUCCACACGCAUACACAUCAUGCCCUCCAUGAAUCCCGAUGGCUUCGAGAAGGCAGCUUCACAGCCUGGUGAGAUGAAGGACUGGUUUGUGGGCCGCAGCAACGCUCAGGGGAUUGACCUGAACCGCAACUUUCCAGAUCUCGACCGGAUCGUCUACAUGAACGAGAGAGAAGGAGGAGCAAACAACCACCUCCUGAAGAACAUGAAGAAAGCUGUGGAUGAAAACACCAAGCUGGCUCCAGAAACUAAGGCUGUCAUUCACUGGAUUAUGGACAUUCCCUUUGUCCUGUCAGCCAAUCUGCAUGGGGGAGAUGUGGUGGCAAACUACCCAUAUGAUGAGACACGCAGUGGCUCUACUCAUGAAUACAGUGCCAGUCCAGAUGAUCUUGUCUUUAAGUCUUUGGCUAAGGCUUACUCCAUCUAUAACCCAGUGAUGUCUGACGCAAACCGGCCACCUUGCCGCAAGAAUGAUGAUGACUCCAGCUUCAAAGAGGGCAUCACCAACGGAGGAGCCUGGUAUAGUGUGCCUGGAGGUAUGCAGGACUUCAACUAUCUGAGCAGUAACUGUUUUGAGAUCACUUUGGAGCUCAGCUGUGACAAGUUUCCACCCGAGGACUCACUUAAGCAGUACUGGGACCAGAACCGCAACUCACUGGUCAACUACAUAGAGCAGGUUCACAGAGGAGUAUCAGGAUUCGUUCGUGAUCUGCAGGGAAACCCCAUCUCAAACGCCUCUGUUUCUGUUGAGGGAAUCGACCACGACAUCACCACAGCUAAAGAUGGUGAUUACUGGCGCUUGUUGGCUCCUGGAAACUACAAAGUGUCUGCAUCUGCUCCAGGAUACCUGACUGUGGUCAAGAAAGUGGCCGUUCCCCACAGCCCCUCCACACGGCUGGACUUUGAGUUGGAGUCUCUGGAGGAGAGGAAGGAGGAGGAGAAGGAGGAGCUCAUGGACUGGUGGAAGAUGAUGUCAGAGACGCUCAACUUCUAACUCAAAUUCAUCACAACAGUUAUGGGUGUAAAAUAUUUAUUGUUGUCGUAUGUGUGUGCUCAUCAACUUAAAAAAGCAGCAGAGUUUUUUUAGGGAUCGUUUUACGCUAGAGGCACUGCAUCCAGACUUAUUUACAUUAGACAUUUGCACAUUAAAUGUGGGUUUCCCCCACAGUCCAAAGACAUGUGCUAUAGGUGAAUUGAAUAAACUGAAUUGGCCGUAGUGUAUGUGUGUGAGUAAAUGUAUAUGGAUGUUUCCCAAUACUGGGUUGUAGCUGGAAGGGCAUCCGCUGUGUAAAACAUAUGCUGGAUAAGUAGGCGGUUCAUUCCGCUGUGGCAACCCCUAAUGAAUAAAGGGACAAAGCCUAAAAAAUCAAUAAAUGGUGUCUAUUAUUGCAGUUUGAGCAUAAACAACAGACUGCAAAUUUACGAUGCUCAAAGGGAGAUACACUAUUAAACGUGAGUAAAUCCGUUGCCCUAGAAGUGAGUACUCCCAUUGUAAUUUGGAACUGUUACGUUGACUUAAUUUUUAUAAUUCUACAUGUUGUUCAUUUACAUAAUAAUUUUAAGGCAAUGAGUUUACUCAUUUUUUUUAAGUCAAUUCAUUGCUCUAAAGCAGUCCCUGCAGGCACAGGAUGUCAACAUGACGUCAUAUUGACGUUGUACCCCAACGUCAUGGGGACAUAACGUUGCUUGGAAAUGAAAAUCAGGUUGAUGUCAGAACCCAAAAUCAGGCUGACUUCAAUGUCCAACCUAAUAUCAACGUCUAAUCAUGUUUAGCUUUGACGUUGAGUGGACGUUACCACUAUGACAUCUAUCAGACGUUGGAUUUUAGUCACUUUCCAAUACAACCUCAGAUCAACCAAAUAUCAACGUAAUUUGACGUCGUUAUUGAACGUCAAAAUAACGUUGUCCUUAGUUGCUGGCUAGACCUUGGAUUUUGGUCACCUGACGUCAUGACCUAAGUCUACAUCUUAUGAUGUUGUGCGCCUGCUGGGGUGUGCUUACUUUCUUUUUAAGUGAUCUUUUUUUACGGUGUAUUUACUUAUGCAGAAUAUAGAAGAAAAGGCAGGUAGGGACAACAGCAAGAUUCUUCCUUUAUGUAAAUUUUAGGGUUAAUGAUGUCAUAAACCCAAUAUGACAUCAUUAACCCUAAAAUUUGCAUAAAGCCUACCCUAGGUGUGGCAUUUUCUUCAAAUGUCCCCUUGGACAGCUAGUAAAUCAGAACACACUAGGCCAGCUGACCAAUCAGAGCCCAUUGUGUAUUUGUGAGGGAGAGGCUUCAAAAACUAGACAGUCAACAGGCUUCUAGAAGAGAAUAGAAACAGUAAAAUAAACAUAAAAAUAUGUGAUCUAAAAAAAAAGCUGAUUAACCAAAGGGCAUCAUGGUGGCGCAGUGGGUAGCAUAAUCGCCUCACAGCAAGAAGGUCGCUGGUUCGAGCCCUGGCUGGGUCAGUUGGCAUGUUCUCCCCGAGUAAGGUUCCUCCAGUUCUGGUUUCCCUCCAAAGACAUGCGCUAUAGGUGAAUUGAGUAAACUAAAUUCUCCGUAGUGUAUGAGUGUGAAUGUAAGAGUGUAUGGGUGUUUCCCAGUGUUGGGUUGCAGCUGGAAGGGCAUCCACUGCAUAAAACAUAUGCUGGAUAAGUUGGCGGUUGAUUCCACUGUGGUGACCCCUGAUUAAUAAAGGGACUAAGCCGAAAAGAGAAUGAAUGAAUGAUUAACCAAAUCUAUAAGCAAGUUAUACAUGUUGACAAACAGUGUGAGACUCUACAUAAUACGGUUAUCCUUGUAAAUAUAUAUGUUUUAUGCUAAAGAUAUGCAGGUCUGAUGAAGUGCCGCUAAUGUAAAGGUGGUCCUAUUGCAAGUUUUUUACACGUUGUGUAUCAUUACCACAUAUAAGAAACGCAGAUAUCUUGAAGGUUGUUUAACCAAUCCUUUUUAUUGUGUUUUCCAUUGAUAUUGUGAGGUUUGUUUUUAUUUUUUACUAUGGUUUAUUUGUAGCUAGGAUCACCAAUCUCACCAAGCAAUCAGAGAGCACUGUGUCGUGAUGAAUGUAUGUGUCAGCAAUGAAUAUGACUAUUUAUUCUGAUUAUGAGAGCACUCAUUUACACCCAAUCACACGUCUCUUUCUGUUCAAACUCUGUCCUGUGGGUUUCAAUACAGAUCUGCUUGAUGUGCUUUGAGUGCUUUUGAUAAACCCUUCAUUUGCUGAUUCUUUAAUACUUACAGCUUUGAUUAUCGCAUCCGAUGAUGAAAAAAUGGAAGAGGUUAUCAACUGAACUCCUACCUUGUGUUAUACAAACUAUAUAGGAAAUUAAAUAAUUAUAAACAUAUGAUAGAUUAUAGCUAUAAAUCAGUAUUAUCUAUGUUUGUUUAGCAGAGAGUUUCAAUUAAGAUCAUAUAAUGGCAGAUUUUAACAGCACAAAUAGAGGGUUAUUUAGAUCUGGUGGUUUUGUAAUCUAUACCAAAAUGCACAAUCGUGCGCGAUGAAGUACUAUCUGCAGUCUUUCUUCAACAUUCUCUAAUAUAUAUUGUCUUUUUUGUCUAAGUAUCUUUAUAAGUAGUGUUUUUUUUCUGUAUUAUGAAAUGGCAUGCUAAUGCUAAAUCAAUCACUGUUACGAUCAAGUCUAUAUUCACAAUUUCUCAUUGUUUCAGCAGUUUAUCCUCUGAUUUUUGGGAAAUUUCAUGCUCAUUUUAAUUAAACUAGAGGCUUAAACCUUAAAUGUUAUUGGCAUUUCAAGCCAGCUUAUAUAUUUCUCCUUUGAGACUUCAGUGGUAUGUCUUGUAUAUGAAUGUAUCGAAGGUUUAUUAAAUGGAAUGACGCAAUUCACAACCAAAAUAAACUUCCCUUUCUGUUGUCA